UCUCACUGCGACAAAACAUUUAAUUACCGUAGCAAUAUGAAAGUACACAUGAGAGCACACACUGGAGAAAAACCUUUUUCAUGUUCAACCUGCGGUAAAGAUUUUAAUCAAAUGGGCCAUUUGAAUACACACAUGAGAACACACACUGGAGAAAAAACGUUUUUGUGCUCAGAAUGUGGUAAAGGUUUUGUGUUAAAUCAAGUUUUAAAAGAACACAUGAGAACACACACUGGAGAAAAACCUUUUUCAUGUUCAAUCUGUGGUAAAGAUUUUACUCAUCGUCAAAGUUUGAAAAGCCACAUGAGAACACACACUGGAGAAAAACCUUUUAUAUGUUCAGUAUGUUGUAAAAGUUUUAUAAAAAGUCAGCAUUUGGAAGUACACAUGAGAACACACACUGGAGAGAAACCUUUUAGUUGUUCAGUAUGUAGUAAAAGUUUUAUUCAAGGACAGCAAUUGAAAGCACACACGAGAACACACUCUGGUGAAAAACCAUACACCUGUUCAAGCUGCAUCAAAAGCUUUCGUCACCUAAACACUCUUAAAGUACACAUGAGAACACACACAGGAGAGAAAGUGUUGAGUUGCAGUGUGUGUGGUGAAAGAUUCUCCUAUAAGUACCAGUGUAAGAAACACAAGUGUGCUGGUGAGAACAGCAGCAGCAAAUGAAGAUGCAGGAUUUGAAAUAAACUUUCUAACAACAUCAGCACAUAUAACAUGUGUGACAUCAUUGUUGUGUGUGUAACACAAUCUUGUUAAUAUGAUUCUAACAUUUAUAGAUUAGACACUUCAGAUUAGUGCU
Messenger RNA from Nerophis lumbriciformis (worm pipefish), 802 nucleotides. NCBI's taxonomy places the organism in Eukaryota, Metazoa, Chordata, Actinopteri, Syngnathiformes, Syngnathidae. The record is from RefSeq and is a predicted model, not a curated record.